This is a messenger RNA of Geosmithia morbida, 2715 nucleotides long. RefSeq names its product STE24 endopeptidase. The record is from RefSeq and is a predicted model, not a curated record. Gene Ontology annotation, molecular function: syntaxin binding; metalloendopeptidase activity. The coding region runs from base 1 to 2715 and encodes 904 amino acids. The transcript has 6 exons. Gene Ontology annotation, cellular component: endoplasmic reticulum membrane. Gene Ontology annotation, biological process: CAAX-box protein processing. NCBI's taxonomy places the organism in Eukaryota, Fungi, Ascomycota, Sordariomycetes, Hypocreales, Bionectriaceae.
AUGCCUUCGAGCCACAUGGAGGCCGCCCUGACUAAUGGCCACGAUGACGUCUCACACACCACCACCGCAGCCGGCAAGAAGGCCGCAGCGGCGGCCGCAGCAGGCUCGACAAAGGCCAAAAAGACUGCGCCCAAAUCGAACGACGAGGCUUCGCGACUUCUCCAGGCCAGGAUAUCCCAGCUCGAGCAGGACGCAGCGGGAGAGAAAGAUCAGGAGAUGGAGAUUGAGCGCGAAGUGAAGCGAGCCAACCGAGAUCUCAUGCAGCAAGUGUCCAAGAUGGACAACAUGCAGAAGAUCGAUUACUUAACGAAGCGCUCGAGCGAAUUGUUGGCCGACAUGCGACGACUGGAAAAAGAGAACCAAAAGAAUAAGAGACGAGGGGACACGCUGCAGAAGGAGCGGGACGGUGGCCGGACCGAGCUCAGCAAGACGGUCGGCCUCAAGGAAAAACUCGAGAAGCUGUGCCGAGAACUUCAACGAGAUAAUAACAAGAUGAAGAAUGAGAAUAAGGAACUCCAGACGGCGCAGAAGCGCAACCACAUGGCCUGGGAUGAGAAGUAUGCGACGGUACUAUCUAAGCUGGAAGGCUAUCAGGAAGACAAGGACACACCCAAGAAGUUGGUUGUGGAUAUGACGAUGGAGGAGUUAUUCAAAUCACGUUUCAAGUCAUUUAUCGAUCAGUACGAACUACGAGAACUGCACUUCCACUCACUCAUGCGAACAAAGGAGCUCGAGGUGCAGUACCACAUGGCACGGUACGAACGAGAGAAGAAGGGCGCCGAGACGGAGAGCGCCAAGGCGCGUCAGCUCCAGGCGCAGGUGCAAGCCUUUACCAAGACGGAGACGGAGCUGAGAAACCAGCUCAAUGUCUAUGUCGACAAGUUCAAGCAGGUGGAAGACACUCUGAACAAUAGCAAUGACCUAUUCCUCUCGUUCCGCAAGGAAAUGGAAGACAUGUCCAAGAAGGGCAAGCGACUGGAAAAGGAGAACGAGGGGCUCAAGAGGCAAAAGGAGGCUACGGCGGCCAACAUCCUCCGCAUGGCCGAGGAGCGCCAAGAGUUCAAGAAGAAGUUUGAGGCGGGCGAGAAGAAGAUGAGCAAGCUGAUGAGCAUCAUCCAGGGCAUGCAACAGCAGGGUAGAUCUGUGCCUCCCGCCGUUAUCGAGGGCCAGCAACAGCAACAGUCUGGUGGUGGUGCUGGUGCUUCAGAUGUUCCGACCGCUGGUGCUGCCACUCAUGCUGAUGAGAGCGAGUACUCGGAUGAGGAGGAGGAGGAGGAGGAGGAUGAGGAAGAGGAGGAGGAACUAAGCGAGUUUGAUGACGAGGACGAGGACACCGAGGAGGAUCCGCAGCCGUCGGAGCAGAACCGUCCCCUCUUCCCGUGGAAACGACUGAUCAUGGGCUUCUCAAUAGGGCACUAUGCGUUCGAGUCGUUCCUGACGCUGCGGCAAUACUCGGUUCUGCAGCGAAGCUCCCCUCCGGCCGUGCUAUCAAAGGAGAUCAGUGAGACGAAAUUCACCGAGUCGCAGGAAUACGGGCGGGCCAAGGCGCGCUUCAGCCUGGUGGACGGUCUGUGGGACCAGGUGCAGAAUCUGGCCUUCAUCCACUUCGACGUGCUGCCCAAGCUGUGGUCGUUCACUGGUGACUUGCUGCUCCGGUGGGCGCCGGCCCGGUUCACGGGCGAGAUCAGCCACUCGAUCGCCUUCGUCUUCGGUCUCAUGCUCGUGCAGCAGGUCCUCGGUCUCCCCAGCAAGUACUACCACACCUUCGUGCUAGAGCAGCGGUACGGGUUCAACAAGUCCAGCCCACGCCUGUUCUUGGUCGACAUGGUCAAGGGCAACGCCGUCACGUCGGUCCUCAUGCCACCCAUCCUCGCCGGCUUCCUCAAGAUCAUCCAGAAGACGGGCACGUCCUUCUUCUUCUACCUCUGGGCUUUCUCGGCCGGGCUGCAGAUCUUCAUGACGGCUGCCUACCCCACCUUCAUCCUACCGCUGUUCAACAAGCUGUCGCCCCUGCCCGAGGGCGAGCUCAAGUCCAAGGUCGAGACCCUCGCCGCCAGCCUCGACUUCCCCCUCCACGAACUCUUCGUCAUCGACGGCUCCCGCCGCUCCGCCCACUCGAACGCCUACUUCUUCGGCCUGCCCUGGAAGAAGCACAUCGUCCUCUACGACACCCUCAUCGACGGCAACGAGCCCGAUGAGGUCAGGGCCGUGCUCGGCCACGAGCUCGGCCACUGGAAGCUCGGCCACACUACCCGCCUAAUGGCCAUCACCCAGGUCCACCUGCUCUACAUCUUCGCCCUCUUCUCCGCCUUCAUCGACAACCGCUCCCUGUACUCGGCCUUCGGCUUCGUCGCCCAGAGGCCCAUCAUCAUCGGAUUUCUGCUCUUCAACGACGCCCUCGCCCCCCUCGACAUGGUCGUCAAGCUGCUCAUGAACAUCGUCACCCGCCGUUACGAGUUCCAGGCCGACAAGUUCGCCAUGGACCUCGGCUACCAGACCGACCUGGCCAGGUCCCUGCUCAAGCUGCACACCCAGAACCUCAGCAGCCUAGACGCCGACCCCAUCUACGCUAGCUACCACUUCUCUCACCCCCAUCUUACCGAGCGUCUCAAGGCUCUCGGCUGGAAGGGUGACGAGAAGGUUGGCCCUGCUCAGCCUGCCGUUGUUGAUGAUGACGGCACUGUUGUCAAGGCUUCUGGAAGGGAUGGGCUGUAG